AUGUCUCAAUACCCUCCUCCCGGCCAGCAGCCCUACUACGGCUCUCCCCCGCCUCCCCAGGGCGGCUACCCUCCCCAAGGCUACCCUCCUCCCGGCCAGCAGCCCAUGUACUACCCUCCCCAGGGCCAGGCUCCCCCUCCCCAGGAGGAGAAGAAGGACGACAAGGGCUGCCUCUACGGCUGCAUCGCCACUCUCUGCUGCUGCUGGCUCUGCGGAGAGACCUGCGAGUGCUGCCUCGAGUGCCUGACCUGCUGCUUCUAA
This is a messenger RNA of Colletotrichum abscissum, 261 nucleotides long. RefSeq lists its product as uncharacterized. The transcript is spliced from 4 exons. The record is from RefSeq and is a predicted model, not a curated record. The coding region runs from base 1 to 261 and encodes 86 amino acids. Lineage: Eukaryota; Fungi; Ascomycota; Sordariomycetes; Glomerellales; Glomerellaceae.